This is a messenger RNA of Verruconis gallopava, 851 nucleotides long. Its product is annotated as eukaryotic translation initiation factor 5A. Gene Ontology annotation, molecular function: ribosome binding; translation elongation factor activity; RNA binding. Gene Ontology annotation, biological process: positive regulation of translational elongation; positive regulation of translational termination. The coding region runs from base 114 to 596 and encodes 160 amino acids. NCBI's taxonomy places the organism in Eukaryota, Fungi, Ascomycota, Dothideomycetes, Venturiales, Sympoventuriaceae. The record is from RefSeq and is a predicted model, not a curated record. The transcript is spliced from 4 exons.
AAAUUCUCCUCGACUGCAACAUUGCACCCGUCAAUUAACCACUCAUUUUCUGCUUCUUGCUUCGUCGUCUAGCCUUUACUUACCCACACGAACGUACUUUGCAUCCAUCCACCAUGGCUGACGACGCACAGCAUGAGCACACCUUUGAGAGCGCCGACGCCGGUGCCUCGGCCACGUACCCGAUGCAGUGCUCUGCUCUCCGCAAGAACGGCUUCGUCGUGAUCAAGAACCGUCCCUGCAAGAUUGUGGAAAUGUCCACGUCCAAGACUGGCAAGCACGGCCACGCCAAAGUCCACUUGGUCGCAAUCGAUAUCUUCACAGGCAAGAAGCUCGAAGAUCUCUGCCCAUCUACCCACAACAUGGACGUUCCCAACGUCCGCCGCCAGGAGUAUCAGCUUCUCGAUGUCACUGACGACGGCUUCCUCUCCCUCAUGCACGACGAUGGCUCCACCAAGGACGACGUCAAGGUUCCAGAGGGCGAGGUCGGCGACAAGAUCAGGAAGCUUUUCCAGGAGGAGGGCAAGGACACCAACGUUAUUGUCCUCACUGCCAUGGGCGAGGAGGCUGCCAUCGACGCUAAGGAGGCUCCAAAAUAAUCAAAAGCCUGAUGUAGAGCUUCACCUCCCGAGCUCUUUGCCUCGGAUCUUGCAACAUGCUGUCAAUGUAUGAAGAGUGAUCCAGAAAGGGCCAGGACGUGAGAAGCCAUGUCUGAUGAUAAAUGAUGUCUGGUUUACGGGUGGUCGGAAACACUUCGACUUGAAAAUGGGCGUUGGGUCACGCCAGCACAACGUAUCUAGAGAAACCCCAUAGCUCACUAUGCUGCAAAAAUUCAAGACAUGCAUGUGUUGUAA